Messenger RNA from Megalobrama amblycephala (Wuchang bream), 1251 nucleotides. RefSeq names its product U8 snoRNA-decapping enzyme. Gene Ontology annotation, molecular function: snoRNA binding; phosphodiesterase decapping endonuclease activity. Gene Ontology annotation, biological process: mRNA catabolic process; sno(s)RNA catabolic process. Gene Ontology annotation, cellular component: nucleus. The coding region runs from base 121 to 738 and encodes 205 amino acids. Lineage: Eukaryota; Metazoa; Chordata; Actinopteri; Cypriniformes; Xenocyprididae. The transcript is spliced from 4 exons. The record is from RefSeq and is a predicted model, not a curated record.
AUAGUGGCACGUUGUUGCAAACGCACAUAUUGUAAUAAGUGUUAUUGAUCUUACUUAUCAAUACGCGUCAUUCAACCUACAGUUAACUGAUUUAAUUGUUUGUUUAUCACUCGUCCCGUGAUGGCGGAACAGAUCACGAGAGAAGAUGCAUUGACACGGGAGGGCUUCAGACAUGCCUGUCACAUUAUGCUGUACGGAGACUCUAGUGCCAAACUCUUCGGGAAAAUCCCAAUCAAACAUAUAGUACUGAUUACUGUUAUUCAGAUGCAGAUGCGCUUUGAUGGCUUGCUUGGUUUCCCAGGGGGUUUGGUGAACCCGUCUAAGGAGACGCUGGAGGCGGGGCUUAGCAGAGAGCUUCACGAGGAGGUGGGCGUGGCUGUGCCUGUGGGCGUGGAAAAUCACGUCUCCUCCUGCCUUUCUCCAUCCUCCCCUCGGCUCAUCACACACUUCUACAUCAAGAAGAUGACAGAGUCAGAACUGAAAGAGCUUGAGAGAGCAGCUGUUACUACAGCCACAGACCAUGGUUUAGAGGUAUUGGGUAUGGUCCGAGUCCCUCUCUACUUCCUGAAGAAUGGAGGUGGUCUCCCCUAUUUCCUGUCCCACUCGUUCAUCAGCAACUCUCGGGCCCAGCUGCUCUCUGCCCUGCAACGCUGUAGGCUGCUGUCCCAGGGGGAUCUGGAGAAGGCUGUGAGACAGGCUGAGCAGAUGAGACACACACACAGCGAUGAUCCGCACUGACAUUAGUUUACACAGCGGUGCCUUUUCACCCCUGGGCCAUUACAGCUACAUCACAGUAGCCCAACCCCCCAAGUGCCAGUAGAAACUCCCUGUUGUUAUCACCCUACCAUCAGGUCCUGAUUCAGCCAUGUACAGCAUGUGCUCUCUGUAGAUAUCAAAGGUGCAGACCUGUUUAAUUAUAGAACCUUAACGGUUUAUCAUAAUUUCACUAACAAUUCAUGACCCCAGAUUCACUAAAUAGGAUUGUUAUUGUUUGAUAAAAUUCUUUUUGCAUAGUCCCUGUUCUGCAAUAUUAGAGCAUUAAGCAAAUUAAUAUGACUCUGAGAUGUUGCAAUAAUUAUACCUCAACAAAUGUAAUACUGUAUGCAAAUGUAUUAUUUAUUAUUUAUGCAAGAGAGUUGAUUGCUAGCCAUAAUGUUUGAUGAAGUUAUAUCAGAUCUGUUUAUGAGAGUUAAAUAUUUGCAAGAGAAAUGUGCAUGCUAGUUGGACUAAUAAACAGCAGACGACAUGUAA